This is a messenger RNA of Zasmidium cellare ATCC 36951, 360 nucleotides long. RefSeq lists its product as uncharacterized. The transcript has a single exon. Lineage: Eukaryota; Fungi; Ascomycota; Dothideomycetes; Mycosphaerellales; Mycosphaerellaceae. The record is from RefSeq and is a predicted model, not a curated record. The coding region runs from base 1 to 360 and encodes 119 amino acids.
AUGACUGCACUUGACAGUCUCUUGCCAGUGGCAAAGAACAAGCGUUCGUCAGACGACGACAGUGACCUCAACGAUCUGACCAGUCCAAAACGCUCCAGGGCAAAACCAAGGCGUGCUCCGCCACUCUACAAGGCCAGAGUCAUCGAGACUGCCGACUCCUACUCGGUCCGGGUCCACGGGUCUACUGAAGAUCUCGAUGAGAACAUUCUCGUACGCAUGAAGAAGUGCCUCGCUCGUGCGAACCACCCCGAGACCCCAGAGGCCGAGGUCAAAGCUGCGCUGUUCAUGGCUUCCAAGCUGAUGACGACGUACAAUGUGACGACUGCUGAAGUGCUUGCUCACGAAACGCCAGAGGCUUAG